AUGAAUGAGUUAAAAGUGUACAGCUGCAUGACGCAAGUGUUCCCUUUGGUAUUGUUGAUAUGCACAACGGUUAUACCAGCCUCUGAAGAUGUCAAGGCAUUGAAAUGUCCACCAUCACCAGCACAGUGUCAAUAUGACGCCUCAGUUUUUGAUGAACACUUUUACUUUAUAGAAGGUUUGAAAUUUGAAAUAGUUUACAGAGGAACGUAUUUAUCGUUUAAAUGCCCCGAAGGCGUCGGCUUUGAGAGCGAAUCGAUGCCCCGGUUUUCACGCGCGGUGCGCGUUCAACUGGUCGUGCUGACGCGCUGCGCGGUGCCCGCCGCGCCCUUCGCGCGCGCCCUCGCCGCGCUCAACGUCACCGUCCUCGAUAAACUCAUCCUAAGAGAUCCCCGCGGCGACUUGCAGUCCUUCCAUUUCACGGGGCUCGAUGUGUCGGCGCUCGAGGUGUGGGCGAAGGAGCGCGUCGCGCUGGCGGAGGAGGCGCUGGGGUCGCUGGGCGCUCUCACCGAGCUGUGGCUGGUGCGCGUGGCGCUCGCCGAGCCCGCCCUGCUGCGUCUGCCCGCGUCGUUGCUUCGCCUCCACAUCGAAUCCUGCAACAUCACCGAGUUCGCGACGCCGGCGCUUCGGAGACUCUCGUCCCUCGUCUACCUAAGGCUAUAUGAAACGACUUUGACCGUCGCACCGGAUUUGAGUGCCGCUCCGUCUCUGCAAGCCGUCUCGUUUAGUGCUCCGUUAAACGGCUUGCCCUCGUCGAUAACUAUUAAGAAUAUUACAGCCCAAAAUUGUAAUAGUUUGGGAAUUCUCGGCGAGUGCGGUGCUUUAUCUCGGCUGGAGGUGAGCAGGGCCGGAAGCGCGCCGCCGGCGGGCUGGCUGGCGCGCUGUCCCGCGCUCGCCGAGCUGUCGCUGAGCGGGACGCGGCUGUCCGAGCUGCCGGCGGACCUGGUGCGUGCGGCGCCGCGCCUGCGCCGGCUGGCGGUGCGCGGCUGCGGCUUGCGUCACCUGCCACACGAUCUGCUGGCGAAUGUGCGGGACCUGCAUGAACUCGAUUUCUCCAACAAUCAACUCGAAACUUUGCCCGAGGAGCUGCUGGUGUCGGUGCGCGCGCUGCGCUCGCUGGACCUCAGCAACAACCGGCUGACGCUCGCCGGCGCUCGGGCCGCGCUCGCCCCCACCUCGCUGCACCGCCUGGCGCUCGACGGCAACCCGCUCGGCGACCUCUGCCCCACCGGCUCACACGACCUCUACCGGGACGGUGUGUCGGCGCUGUUCGCGAUGCGCGCGCUGCGGGCGCUGGGUCUGGCCCGCACCGGCCUCACCCGCAUCUGUGCUGACUGGCGCCGCGACAUGCGCGCCCUCGCGCGCCUAGACCUGCGCCACAACAACAUCUCCGCCCUACAGGUACACACGCGCCCACACGCCCUCGCGCGCCUAGACCUGCGCCACAACAACAUCUCCGCCCUACAGGUACACACGCGCCCACACGCCCUCGCGCGCCUAGACCUGCGCCACAACAACAUCUCCGCCCUACAGGUACACACGCGCCCACACGCCCUCGCGCGCCUAGACCUGCGCCACAACAACAUCUCCGCCCUACAGGUACACACGCGCCCACACGCCCUCGCGCGCCUAGACCUGCGCCACAACAACAUCUCCGCCCUACAGGUACACACGCGCCCACACGCCCUCGCGCGCCUAGACCUGCGCCACAACAACAUCUCCGCCCUACAGGUACACACGCCCCCACACGCCCUCGCGCGCCUAGACCUGCGCCACAACCACAUCUCCGCCCUACAGGUACACACGCGCCCACACGCCCUCGCGCGCCUAGACCUGCGCCACAACAACAUCUCCGCCCUACAGGUACACACGCGCCCACACGACCCACACGCCCUCGCGCGCCUAGACCUGCGCCACAACAACAUCUCCGCCCUACAGGUACACACGCCCCCACACGCCCUCGCGCGCCUAGACCUGCGCCACAACAACAUCUCCGCCCUACAGGUACACACGCGCCCACACGCCCUCGCGCGCCUAGACCUGCGCCACAACAACAUCUCCGCCCUACAGGUACACACGCGCCCACACGCCCCACACGCCCUCGCGCGCCUAGACCUGCGCCACAACAACAUCUCCACCCUACAGGUACACACGCGCCCACACGCCCCACACGCCCUCGCGCGCCUAGACCUGCGCCACAACAACAUCUCCGCCCUACAGGUACACACGCCCCCACACGCCCUCGCGCGCCUAGACCUGCGCCACAACAACAUCUCCGCCCUACAGGUACACACGCGCCCACACGCCCCACACGCCCUCGCGCGCCUAGACCUGCGCCACAACAACAUCUCCACCCUACAGGUACACACGCGCCCACACGACCCACACGCCCUCGCGCGCCUAGACCUGCGCCACAACAACAUCUCCGCCCUACAGGUACACACGCCCCCACACGCCCUCGCGCGCCUAGACCUGCGCCACAACAACAUCUCCGCCCUACAGGUACACACGCCCCCACACGCCCUCGCGCGCCUAGACCUGCGCCACAACAACAUCUCCGCCCUACAGGUACACACGCGCCCACACGCCCUCGCGCGCCUAGACCUGCGCCACAACAACAUCUCCGCCCUACAGGUACACACGCGCCCACACGCCCCACACGCCCUCGCGCGCCUAGACCUGCGCCACAACAACAUCUCCACCCUACAGGUACACACGCGCCCACACGCCCCACACGCCCUCGCGCGCCUAGACCUGCGCCACAACAACAUCUCCGCCCUACAGGUACACACGCGCCCACACGCCCCACACGCCCUCGCGCGCCUAGACCUGCGCCACAACAACAUCUCCGCCCUACAGGUACACACGCGCCCACACGCCCCACACGCCCCACACGCCCUCGCGCGCCUAGACCUGCGCCACAACAACAUCUCCGCCCUACAGGUACACACGCGCCCACACGCCCCACACGCCCCACACGCCCCACACGCCCUCGCGCGCCUAGACCUGCGCCACAACAACAUCUCCGCCCUACAGGUACACUCGCCCCCACACACCCUCGCGCGCCUAGACCUGCGCCACAACAACAUCUCCGCCCUACAGGUACACACGCCCCCACACGCCCUCGCGCGCCUAGACCUGCGCCACAACCACAUCUCCGCCCUACAGACCUGCGCCACAACAACAUCUCCGCCCUACAGGUACACACGCCCCCACACGCCCUCGCGCGCCUAG
This is a messenger RNA of Papilio machaon (common yellow swallowtail), 3231 nucleotides long. RefSeq names its product protein artichoke-like. Lineage: Eukaryota; Metazoa; Arthropoda; Insecta; Lepidoptera; Papilionidae. The record is from RefSeq and is a predicted model, not a curated record. The transcript is spliced from 5 exons. Gene Ontology annotation, molecular function: protein binding. Bases 1 to 3231 code for a protein of 1076 amino acids.